Molecule: messenger RNA, 664 nt
Organism: Chrysemys picta bellii (western painted turtle)
Lineage: Eukaryota; Metazoa; Chordata; Testudines; Emydidae
Source: RefSeq, a predicted model, not a curated record
AUCACCUGAUAGUUUAAAUACUAGAUUAUAGGUAAGGUCUAUGCAGUAGCUAAUAUGACGGGCAUUAGUGCUUCACGCUGCUAAUUUCUUCCAACGGAUAGUGAUCAUAUUUUUAUUGCACCCUUUGCAUUUUAACCGGUGCAGCAAUUUGCUUAUUGAAAGGCAAUGGAGUGGACGGAUCCCAUUUCCAUAUUUUUACUUUUUGUCCUGACUGUUCUGUUUAUUAUGAAAACUGAAAAAUUCUGGAAUAGCAACUUCCAAGAGGAUUUCCCCCCGGGACCAAAGCCUUUACCCAUCAUUGGAAAUCUGCAUAUAAUGGAUCUGAAGAGGCCCUACUGGACUAUGCUGGAGCUGUCCAAAAAAUAUGGCCCAGUCUUCAGCAUUCAGAUGGGAUGCCAGAAAAUGGUGGUGCUGGCGGGAUACGAGACAGUGAAGGAGGCUCUUGUGAACCAGGCAGAUGCAUUUGCAGAGAGACCUAAAGUUCCAGUACUUGAAGAGAUUUCAAAAGGAUAUGGUGUUCUUUUUUCUCAUGGCAAUAACUGGAAAGUGAUGCGAAGAUUUACUCUCACGACCUUACGAGACUUUGGAAUGGGCAAGAGGGCCAUUGAAGAUCGGAUUGUUGAAGAGUACGGAUUUCUGAUGAAGGAUAUUGAAUCUCGUAAAG